AUGACUGAAAUCAAUUUUUUGAAAAGGAAAUUUGAAAGUCUGCGGAUAGUUGAUGAUGAAGCCCCAAAAACUACUAAAAAACCCUUUAUUCAAGAUGCAGAUCUCUAUCUAUUGGGUAAAAAGAUUUAAUCCAUUCAUUUGGUUUAGCCUUUGUAAUCAAUGAUCAAGAAACCUGAUAUCUACUAAACUUGUUUUCUAAAGAAGGAAAACUACAAUCCUUUUUUAUAUAUAGAUCGACCUAUCACAAAGGAAGAGGAUGAGUUGUGA
Molecule: messenger RNA, 267 nt
Organism: Paramecium tetraurelia
Lineage: Eukaryota; Ciliophora; Oligohymenophorea; Peniculida; Parameciidae
Exons: 1
Source: RefSeq, a predicted model, not a curated record